Nymphaea colorata (pocket water lily) is the source of this 2520-nucleotide messenger RNA. Its product is annotated as probable galactinol--sucrose galactosyltransferase 1. The coding region runs from base 78 to 2357 and encodes 759 amino acids. Lineage: Eukaryota; Viridiplantae; Streptophyta; Magnoliopsida; Nymphaeales; Nymphaeaceae. The record is from RefSeq and is a predicted model, not a curated record. The transcript is spliced from 13 exons.
UCUCUCCGUCUCUGAAUUGGUCUUCGUUGCUCGAUUUCUGAGUCAGUGAGUGAAGAAUCUUUGUGAGGCGGUGAACGAUGACGGUCGGUUCAGGUGUUUCUAUCAUUAAUGGCAAUUUGAUAGUUCGUGGAACGCGCAUUUUGACGAAUGUGCAUGAGAACGUCACUAUAACUCCGGCAGAAGGCACUUCACUGACCGACGGAGCGUUCAUCGGCGUUCAGUCCGAGCAGAUUGGAAGCCGGCACGUCUUCCCUGUUGGGGUUCUUCAGGAACUGCGUUUCAUGUGUACAUUCCGUUUCAAGCUAUGGUGGAUGACGCAGAGAAUGGGUUCUUAUGGCAAAGACAUUCCCUUUGAGACACAGUUUUUAAUCAUUGAAGGGCCUGAUGGAUCAAAUGGAGGUGGAGAAACAGAGAAUGGAGCAGAGAAAUCCAGAGUCUAUGUGGUUUUCUUGCCAGUUCUCGAAGGAUCCUUCCGUGCCGUCCUGCAGGGGAAUCCAGAUAAUGAACUUGAGAUAUGCUUGGAAAGUGGCGACCCUGCCGUCGACGUUUUUGAAGGGACAAACCUGGUAUUUGUGGCUUCUGGAACAGAUCCUUUUGAGGUCAUCACGAGUGCAGUAAAAUCUGUUGAGAGGCAUUCGCAUACCUUUGCUCAUCGAGAAAGGAAGAAGAUGCCCGACAUGCUAAACUGGUUUGGUUGGUGUACAUGGGAUGCAUUUUAUACUGACGUUACUGCAGAUGGCAUAAGACAAGGAGUAGAAAGUUUUGAGAAAGGUGGGAUACCUCCAAGGUUUCUAAUAAUUGAUGAUGGCUGGCAAUCAGUUGGAAUGGAUGUCGAUGGAGUGGCAUCUGACGGGAAAGAUGCAGCGAACUUUGCAAACAGACUUGUUCAUAUUAAGGAAAAUCAUAAAUUCCAGAAAAACGGAAGGGAGGGCUACAGAGAGCAGGACCCAGCAUUGGGCCUUAGACACAUUGUCAGCGAAAUAAAAGACAAACAUGAAGUGAAAUAUGUCUAUGUUUGGCAUGCAAUAACUGGAUACUGGGGAGGAGUGAGGUCUGGUGUUUCUGAGAUGGAGCGUUAUGGCUCAAAGAUGGCAUACCCUGUUGCAUCCCCAGGUGUUAUGGCCAACGAACCCUGUGAGGCCUUAAACAGCAUUUCAGCCAAUGGCCUUGGCUUGGUUAACCCGGAGAAAGUAUUUGGUUUUUACAAUGAGUUGCACUCAUACCUUGCCUCAGCUGGAAUCGAUGGGGUGAAGGUCGAUGUGCAAAAUAUUCUGGAGACAUUAGGAGCAGGACAUGGUGGACGAGUGAAACUUACUAGGCAAUACCAUCAAGCAUUGGAAGCUUCUAUUGCAAGAAAUUUUCACGAUAAUGGAAUUAUAGCUUGCAUGAGUCACAAUACUGAUGGUUUAUACAGUUCCAAACGUACUGCAGUGAUAAGGGCAUCGGAUGAUUUUUUUCCUCGAGACCCAGUCACGCACACAAUUCACGUUGCAUCUGUUGCCUACAAUACUCUUUUUCUUGGAGAAUUUAUGCAGCCUGAUUGGGACAUGUUCCAUAGCCUUCACCCAAUGGCGGGAUACCACGGAGCUGCUAGAGCUGUUGGAGGAUGUGCCAUAUAUGUCAGUGAUAAACCUGGGAACCAUGACUUUGAUCUGCUAAAGAAGCUUGUUCUUCCUGACGGAUCCAUAUUGAGAGCUAAACUUCCGGGAAGACCCACAAGGGAUUGCUUAUUCUCAGAUCCAGCCAGAGAUGGAAAGAGCCUUCUGAAAAUAUGGAAUUUGAAUGAGCACACAGGCGUUAUAGGUGUGUUCAACUGCCAAGGAGCUGGCUGGUGUAGAGUAGAGAAAAAAAACCAAUUUCAUGAUCAAGAUCCUUGCACGCUUACUGGAAGUAUAUGUGCUGAGGAUGUUGCGCAUUUGUCACACAUUGCAGAGAAAAAUUGGAAUGGUGAUUCUGUCAUAUAUUCCCACAUUGCAGGGGAACUAGUUUACGUUCCGGAAAAUGUUUCUGUCCCAAUCACAUUGAAAUCACGGGAAUAUGAAGUAUUCACAAUCGUUCCUGUCAUGAAAUUGCAUAACAGGACUCGUUUCGCUCCAAUUGGAUUGAUCAAGAUGUUCAAUUCCGGAGGUGCCAUCAUGGAGUUGUUAUACGAGCCUACAAGAAGCUCUAGUGUGAGCAUCAAGGUUCGGGGAUGCGGUCAUUUUUGUGCAUAUUCAUCUGCAAUCCCUAAGAGAAUUACAGUUGAUUCUCAUGAAACAGCAUAUGAAUAUGAUAAAAAUACUGGGAUGAUUAACCUUGUGCUGGGAAUUCCAGAAAAGGAAUUAUAUUUAUGGGACAUGGUAAUUGAUUUCGAGUAAUUUUGGACCUGAUAUUGGAUGGUAACCCUUUUGGGUCUCAAUGUUGGUCCUCUUCCUGUGGGAGAAAGAAAGCAUUAUGUACUUUCUGCUCAGGAGAAGAUGUACUUUCAAUCUCUUCUAUGAAAUAAAUUGAGUAGCUUCACUAGUAGUGUUCGUUGCGGUA